Gordionus sp. m RMFG-2023 is the source of this 1287-nucleotide messenger RNA. RefSeq names its product ATP-dependent DNA helicase pif1-like. Gene Ontology annotation, molecular function: DNA helicase activity. The transcript has a single exon. Gene Ontology annotation, biological process: DNA repair; telomere maintenance. The record is from RefSeq and is a predicted model, not a curated record. Lineage: Eukaryota; Metazoa; Nematomorpha; Gordioida; Chordodea; Parachordodidae. The coding region runs from base 1 to 1287 and encodes 428 amino acids.
AUGGCCUUAUCAGAUAUAGAAAAAGUAUUGCACGACCAUGGUUUUCGUUGCAGUAAUUUCAAUUUGCCUGUUCCUACUUUAAUAGCUCAGGAUGAUUUUUAUAAUAAUGAUCUUGAGGCAGCUGAGGCAUUGAAACUAAUUACUAAAUUAAAUUUUUUACAAAAAUCAGCCUUUGAUUUAAUCGUUCAAUCUAUCGAAAAUAAUGAUUUUCCUCAGCGUUGUUUUUAUAUUGAUGGUCCAGGUGGAUCGGGAAAAACUUUUUUGUAUAAUACCCUAAUGUGCUACAUUAGAGGACGCAACCAAAUAGUUUUACCGUUUGCAACAACAGGCAUUGCCGCUAUUCUUUUAAAAGGGGGUAGAACAAUACAUAGUGGAUUUAAAUUACCUAUUCCGAUUGUUGAUAACUCUGUAUCUCGCAUGAGUCUUCAUUCCCCUGAUGCUACUGUUAUUAAAAGGUCCAAAUUAAUUAUUAUCGACGAAGCCACAAUGAUGACUAAAUACGCUUUACGCUGUAUCGAUAGAUUACUUAAAGAUAUAAUGCAAAUACAGUUCCCAUUAGGUGGUAAAGUUAUAUUAUUGGGCGGCGAUUUUAGGCAAACUUUACCUGUCAUUCCAAACAGUUCAAAAGCAUAUAUUAUUGAAUCAUGUCUUGAGUCUUCUGAUUUAUGGGUUUAUUUUAAAGUUAUCCAUCUGAAUGAAAAUAUGCUGUUAUCUUCUGAAGAUGUUGAGUAUAAUUCCUGGAUUUUGAAUGUUGGAGAAUCUUUAUCAAAUGUUUCCAAUCCUUUACUCCCUCCAGAUUCGAUUGAAAUCCCAAAUUCAUUAUUAGAAAAUUCAUUAAUCAAAUCAAUAUAUGGAGACUCCAUACAAAUAUCUGAUAUUAACCUAUUUUCAAAAAAAAUUAUAUUAACCACUAAAAAUAACAUAGCCCUAAAUUUAAAUAACGAAAUUAUUCAAAAACUACCAGGAAAUUCUAAGAUAUAUUUUAGCGCUGAUUCUAUACAAACAGAUAAUCCUGAGGAUUUACUUAAUUUCCCCAUUGAAUUUCUUCAUUCUCAAACCCCAUCAGGAAUGCCUCCUCAUAUUUUAAAUCUUAAAGUUGGGACAAUAAUAAUGCUUCUUCGUAACAUGAAUCCCAGCAGAGGCUUAUGCAAUGGGACACGACUUCUUAUCAAAAAUUUACAUGAUAAUUUCAUAGAUUCUGAAAUAUUAUCAGGAACGCAUAAUGGCCAUCGCGUUUUUAUUCCUCGAAUUUUUCCCCGAGCGAUUCCCGGUUGCCUUUCAUAUUAA